AUGUUGAUUACACAUAAAAAAAUAUUCUAUAUAAAUUCACACAAUAGAAUCAGUGGUACUAAUUCUAAAUUUAAAUAUAAUAUUAUAUAUUAUCCUCAAGACAGAUUUGACAGAGUGGCAUUGUUACAAGCGACAAUACCAAAAUCAUUUUAUACAGUUGGAAGAGGAUUAAAUACUUUUGAAUUGAUAGAAGAUGAUCAAUCAACUAUUAUUUCUAUUCCUGUUGGUAAUUAUUCAAGAAAAUCAUUACAAGACACAUUGGAAAAGCAAUUGAAUGCAUUGUCACCAAACAAUGUAAAGUAUGCAAUCGGUUGGCCAACAUCACAACAACCAAAUACUGGUAAAUAUAUUUUUACUUGUGCAUCAACAAGAGAUAUUCAACCAAUCUUUUCUUUUACUAAUCAAUUAUUUCGUCAUUUAGGUUUUAAUAAAGAUUCAACAAAUAAAUUCAAUAAUAAUAUUUUGGAAUCAACCAAUGUAAUUAAUUUACAAUCUGAUAAUGUAUUGUUUAUUCAUUCAGAUUUAUGUAGCAAUGGAGAUGAUGAUAUAUUACAAGAGGUUUAUUCUGCAGCUGGUAAUGCAGAUUUUUCAAAUAUACAUUGGCAAAACUAUGAUGUUGAAUCAUAUAGUAAACAAUUGGUAUCAAAUACAAAGACAAGCUUUACCAUUUAUUUGACAGAUCAAGAUGGAAAUGAAGUAAAUUUAAAUGGUACAUAUAGAAUAUAUAGAAUUAAAAAAAUGGAACAAGCAAUUUCAAAUCAAUUUGAUUACAGACAAAUGGUUGGAUCAGGACCACAAUAUGAAUACACUCGAGUAUAUCCUCAAGCUGGUGCAACUCAAACAACAGUUUAUCAAGGAGGAAAUGACACUAUAUUUGAAAUACCACCAACCAAAGCAUUUAAUUUAAGUAGGUCAUGGUUUCAAUUUACAUUUACAUUACCAGCAACCAAUGGAAAACAGAUACAGGUAUUUACAAGAGGUGGUACAUAUUUAAUGGAUCAUACCAACUUUCAUUUACAUUCUAAAAUGGUGACCAAGAUCAACAAAAAAUUAAAUAAUACACUCAACACUUUCACUCUGCAGUAA
Cavenderia fasciculata is the source of this 1086-nucleotide messenger RNA. RefSeq lists its product as uncharacterized. The record is from RefSeq and is a predicted model, not a curated record. The transcript has 3 exons. NCBI's taxonomy places the organism in Eukaryota, Evosea, Eumycetozoa, Acytosteliales, Cavenderiaceae. The coding region runs from base 1 to 1086 and encodes 361 amino acids.